AUGUCAAUCCACAGCAGUGCUACUUCUUUACCCAGAAGCGCAGCGGUACCUCGAGCCGCAAGCCAUGAUCAUCGUGGUGGUGGCACUGGAGGUAAUGUCUGCGGGAGAAUUUACUGGCAACACGAAGUGGAACACCUGAGCACCCUAGUCACUCCUGCUAGCCGGCCGCCGCCCGACCCGGAAUCCAGUCUCAAGCGUCUACAUCAGCUAGCUGAUCAAAAGCAAUUGACCAUCACACCCGUAAAUCUCCUGCUUCGAGAACAAAAAGCUAAAAGGGAGUUGCUGGUGACUAACAUCGAGAAUGGGGACAUAUGUGAGUGCAUUCCACUGGAGGACAUUAUAACACCCAUCUACAAGGAGUCCAACGACCAGACAGAUGCUUUUAACAACCUUCUCAUGUUCAACGUGAAUGCUUCUAUACAUUCCAAGAGCGGUCCUCCACAACACGAGAUGCACAUCUUUCAGGCACAGACGGACAAAGGGGUUUGGUGGUCAGGCGUGGUCUCACUUAAUAUGAGUGCAAAAGGUCUGGUUGAUGAAGAACCGCAUCGUGCUACCCGGAAUGAGUUUUCUGAAAAUGGAAAUGAGGAUUUGACGUCUCAACAGUUGAAAGAAAAGGCGUUAAUUGACGGGGAAAUUCUUCUGCUAAAUAUGUGUUUCGAUGAUAUUGAAAGUUAUGUCGGACAUAUUUACAAGCUUCAAAGAGCGCGCUGGCAAAACCCAACUCGGGGUGGUCCCUCUGAUGACAAUGUCUCCGUAUCUGGAGCCGACUUUAAAGGCAAGGAGAAGAAAAAGCGUAGGUUUAUCUUCAAAAAACGCUCCCGUUCACCCAAGAACAAGGAUAAGAAUGAUAUGCCCCGGGUGACCAGUAAUACCUCAUUGGCCUCGGAGGUGGAAAUACCCAUUUCUGAUGACGAGUUGAUAGACCUGUUUGAAAAGAUCAAAUUCUCCGUAAUUCUCCUCUCCCGGUUGCAAGGCUACGUGACGGAGCCCAACCCUCCGCUCCUCACCCACAAGCUCUUCUCUAUGAUGAAGCAGCCAAUUGAUUUCAUUCGAGAUCCAGUCACUGGAGUACCUGGAAUGGCCAGAAAAGUCAUUUCUCCAUUGUUCCCCGAAUCGGCAAUUAGGCUCAUUCAAAACUCUCUCAUUGAGCCGGAACUUAGUCUCUGGCGUGAAUUGGGUAACGGAUGGUGUCUGCCAAAAGAACACUGGCAGGCGGCCGUCCCAACGUACAUCCCCCAAUUCAAAUGCGGAUUCAAGCCCCAGCCCGAACAAUAUCACCACACACUUUUCGACGUUCCUCCACCCAAAAAAAGCACCGAAAACGGUGGCAUGCACUCGAGCUCUUCUAGAUCAAAGUUAGCUUCCGGGCCGGAAGUACGAAGCCAUUCAGAAUAUCUGCAGUACCUGCGCAGCAAGAAGGCAAAGAUUGCCCGAGUGAUGCGUGAUUUCCUCGCAGAAAGUGAUCAAGAGAUCUCCCUAAAGGCUGGUGAAUAUGUGGAAGUGCUAAACGAUUCCCUUAAUUGGAAGCAUCUCCGCAACCGGAGGGGGUCUGAGGGCUACGCACCUUACACCAUCCUUGACUACAACGUGGCAUAA
Molecule: messenger RNA, 1599 nt
Organism: Echinococcus granulosus
Lineage: Eukaryota; Metazoa; Platyhelminthes; Cestoda; Cyclophyllidea; Taeniidae
Product: Epidermal growth factor receptor kinase substrate 8-like protein
Exons: 11
Coding region: 1-1599 (532 amino acids)
Biological process (GO): regulation of Rho protein signal transduction; Rho protein signal transduction
Cellular component (GO): plasma membrane
Molecular function (GO): actin binding
Source: RefSeq, a predicted model, not a curated record